AUGUAUGACAUUGGCUUUUCCACUCCCUACUGGCUUAUCACCUAUUACCACGUCAUUGGUAUCAUCUCAUUGCUGUUUGACGCAUUUUCCAUUUAUCUCAUUUUGUUCAAAAGUGAUAAAAUUGAUAACUUUAGAUACUUUUUUGUUAAAUUUUCAGCUUGUUGUUUUACUGAUAUCCAUCUAACGUUUCUUAUGCAACCUGUACCUUUAUAUCCAUUGGUAUCUGGGUAUAUUUUGGGAUUUUUCGCACAAUUUGGAGCUACUCCUCAUCAUUGUAUG
This is a messenger RNA of Caenorhabditis briggsae, 279 nucleotides long. The record is from RefSeq and is a predicted model, not a curated record. The annotation marks the transcript as partial. Lineage: Eukaryota; Metazoa; Nematoda; Chromadorea; Rhabditida; Rhabditidae. The transcript is spliced from 2 exons.